This is a messenger RNA of Thecamonas trahens ATCC 50062, 855 nucleotides long. RefSeq lists its product as uncharacterized. The record is from RefSeq and is a predicted model, not a curated record. Lineage: Eukaryota; Apusomonadida; Apusomonadidae. The coding region runs from base 1 to 855 and encodes 284 amino acids. The transcript has 2 exons.
AUGACGAUGGCGAAGACGGGGGAGCUGUUUAGCAAGUUUGAGUGGUUUCCCGUGGCCGAGGCGGUCGGAGUGGCCGGCCUUGCGGCGGCGGUGGUGGUCGGCGGCGGAGGUGGACCGUUCGACGGCGAGGCCGCGGCGGUGGCGAGCAGGCUGGCGGCGACUGCUGUGGUGUUCUAUCUUGUAUCGUGCGCGUACUUUGCACACAAGGACUUGACCGAUGUGUGGAAGGAUCAUCGGCUUUAUCGGCCUGGCGAGGCGACGCAUCGGACGGGUGCGGACUACGUGCGGUUCCUUGGGUACACGCUCCGCGACCUGGUGGUGGUCCUCCCUGUAGCGCUGUACGGCCUGAUGGUGAGCGGAUGGAUCGACUAUCCGGGGCUGAUGCGGCCGAUGAGCGAGGUCUCGUGGGGCUACGAGGUGGUGGUGUGCGUGGUGCAGUACUGCGUGCAAAAGGCGUACAAUGCGGGCAUCCACUACAUGCUCCACGCGCCGCAGCUGUACAAGCACCUGCACAAGCGGCAUCACACCAUGCCGCGCGAUCUGGUGGCGACGGCGGCGUGGAAGGAGACGCUGGUAGAGUAUCUGCUGAUGGAGCUGCUGGGAAACUUUGUCAUCGGCCCCAUGAUCUUCCGUAUGCACUGGCUCACGCUGGCGGCCUCGUUUGCCUACUUCAACAUCGUCAACUACUCUGAGUUUGAGACCUUUGACAUCCUGCUCGGCACAAAGUACGAGCCCAAGCCCAAGGUUGCUGCGGGCGCGCAGACCGAGGCUGUGCAGACCAGCGCUGUGCAGACCAGCGCUGUGCAGACGAGCGGUACCAAGACCCACACUGAGAGAUGUCAGGUUGCCGGUUAA